Messenger RNA from Carlito syrichta (Philippine tarsier), 2999 nucleotides. It is a transcript of the gene GOLGA3, whose product is annotated as golgin A3. NCBI's taxonomy places the organism in Eukaryota, Metazoa, Chordata, Mammalia, Primates, Tarsiidae. The annotation marks the transcript as partial. The transcript is spliced from 17 exons. The record is from RefSeq and is a predicted model, not a curated record.
UGCACGACCUGCGGCAGCAGAUGACAGCCCUGCAGAGCCAGCUGCAGCAAGUGCAGCUUGAACGCACGACGCUGACCAGCAAGCUGAAGGCGUCACAGGCGGAAAUCUCUUCUCUGCAGAAUGUUCGGCAGUGGUACCAGCAGCAGCUUGCCCUGGCACAGGAGGCCCGCGUACGGCUGCAGGGCGAGAUGGCCCACAUCCAGGUUGGGCAGAUGACCCAAGCAGGCAUUUUGGAGCACUUAAAACUAGAGAAUGUAUCCCUGUCCCACCAGCUGACAGAAACACAGCACAGGUCCAUCAAGGAGAAGGAGCGCAUCGCCGUCCAGCUCCAGAGCAUUGAGGCUGACAUGUUGGAUCAGGAAGCAGCCUUUGUGCAGAUUCAGGAGGCUAAGACAAUGGUGGAGGAGGACCUCCAGAGAAGGCUGGGAGAGUUUGAAGAUGAGAGGGAGCGGCUGCAGAAGAUGGCAGACAUGGCAGCAUCCCUGGAGCAACAACUAGAGCAGGUUAAGUUGACUUUGCACCAGCGAGACCAGCAGCUGGAAGCUUUGCAGCAGGAGCACCUGGACCUGAUGAAGCAGCUCACCUCAACACAGGAGACACUGCAGGCCCGGGAGCAGUCCCUCGACAACCUGCAGACACACUACGAUGAGCUGCAGGCUAGGCUUGGGGAGCUACAGGGGGAGGCCGCCUCCAGGGAGGACACAAUCCGCUUCCUGCAGAAUGAAAAGAUCGUCUUGGAGGUGGCUCUGCAAGCAGCCAGGAGUAGCAAGGAGGAAUUCGACAGAGGAGCAAAACGCUUAGAAGAAGGUUCUGAGGAAACAUCAGGAAUUCUAGAGAAGUUAAGAGAAGAAUUAGCUAUCAAGUCCAGCCAGGUAGAGCACCUGCAGCAAGAGACUGCCACUCUGAAAAAGCAGACACAAAAAAUAAAGGAACAGCUUCUUCAACAGAAGGUGAUGGUAGAAGCCUACAGGCGGGAUGCUACCUCCAAAGACCAGCUCAUCAGUGAGCUGAAAGCCACGAAGAAGAGACUGGACUCGGAGAUGAAGGAGCUGAGGCAAGAGGUGAUCAAGCUACAAGGGGAGAAGAGGGCCACAGAGGCAGAGCACUCACGCUUGCAGAGGGAGGCGUCCCAGGUGCAUCAGCAGAUGGCAGAUCUUGAAGCGCACCUCCAUUCAGUGCAGAAGGAGCGAGACGAGAUGGAGACACACUUGCAGUCUUUGCAGUUUGAUCAGAAGCAGAUGGUUGCCCUCACAGAGGCCAAUAAGGCACUGAAGAAACAGAUCGAAGAGUUGCAGCAGGAAGCCAGGAAGACCAUCACAGAACAGAAGCAGAAGAUGAAGCGGCUGGGCUCGGACCUGAACAGUGCCCAGAAGGAAAUGAAGACCAAGCACAAGGCCUAUGAGAACGCUGUGGGCAUCCUUAGCCGACGCCUGCAGGAGGCCCUUGCGGCCAAGGAGGCGGCAGAUGUGGAGCUGAGCCAGCUCAGAGCCCAGAGUGGCAGCAGUGGCAGCGACCCCGCGCUACAUGAGAGGAUCCAGGCCCUGGAGGGGGAGCUGCAGACUGUCGGCCACAGCAAGGUACUACUGGAGAAGGAACUGCAGGAGGUCAUCGCGUUGACCAGCCAGGAGCUAGAGGAGUCCCGGGAGAAGGUGCUGGAGCUGGAGGAUGAGCUUCAAGAAUCCAGAGGCUUCAGGAGAAAGAUAAAACGCCUUGAAGAUUCAAACAAGAAGUUGUCUCUCGAAUUAGAACAUGAGAAAGGGAAGCUUACGGGCCUUGGACAGUCCAAUGCAGCUCUGCGGGAGCAUAACAGCAUCUUAGAAACAGCUUUGGCCAAGAGAGAGGCAGACCUGGUCCAGCUGAAUCUUCAGGUGCAGGCGGUUUUGCAGCGCAAAGAAGAGGAGGAUCGCCAGAUGAAGCAACUUGUCCAGGCCCUGCAAGCCUCAUUGGAAACAGAAAAGGAGAAAGUGAACAGCCUGAAGGAGCAGGUGGCUGCUGCCAGGGUGGAAGCCGGGCAUAACCGUCGUCAUUUCAAGGCAGCCUCACUGGAGCUGAGUGAGGUGAAGAAGGAGCUACAGGCCAAAGAGCACUUGGUGCAGAAGCUGCAGGCCGAGGCCGAUGGCCUCCAGAUGCUUGAGGGGACACAUUCCCAGGAAGUAGCACAGUUCCAGGCAGAGCUGGCCGAAGCCCAGACACAGCUGCAGCUCCUGCAGAAGCAGCUGGACGAACAGCUGAGCAAACAGCCUGUGGAAAGCCAAGAGAUGGAAAAUCUCAAGUGGGAGGUGGAUCAGAAAGAGAGAGAAAUCCAGUCCCUGAAGCAGCAGCUGGACUUGUCGGAACAGCAGGGUAAAAAGGAACUGGAAGGAAUACAGCAGCUUUUGCAGAAUAUCAAGUCUGAGUUGGAGAUGGCACAGGAAGAUCUGUCCAUGACCCAGAGGGAUAAAUUUGUGCUUCAAGCAAAAGUGUCGGACCUGAAGAACAACAUGAAGACUCUGCUUCAGCAAAACCAGCAACUGAAGCUGGACCUUCGCCGCGGUGCAGCCAAGACGAGAAAGGAACCAAAAGGCGAGGCCAGCUCCUCCAGCCCCGCCACACCCAUCAAGAUCCCAGACUGUCCAGUCCCAGCUUCACUGCUGGAAGAGCUGCUGAGGCCCCCACCCGCUGUGAGCAAGGAACCCCUGAGGAACCUGAACAGCUGUCUCCAGCAGCUCAAGCAGGAGAUGGACAGCCUGCAGCGCCAAAUGGAAGAGCACACCAUCACGGUGCACGAGUCGUUAUCCUCAUGGACUCAGGUGGAAGGCCAUCUCUCAGACCCAGCCCCUGGCAUUCCUGUACCCCCAGGGAACCAUGCCAACCCCCAGGGUGAUACACAGAAACACGGUCAGAGCACGGCUUCCGAAGAAGGGCUGGGACAGUGACUGUUGCAGCCCUUACCUCCACGUGUGUCUAACUGUAAAGGAAGAUUAUUUUGUCAAUAUUAUUUAUUUGAUUGUGUGCUCUAA